AAAGAAGCGGUCCCUUGUAUGAUCUAAGAGCGGUCCAAUUUCAAUGCAAAAUGCAAAAUAGAGAAUGUUGGUGUUUGAAAAUGUGGAAAACUUAUGGAAAACUAAUUAUUAUCCUGUUUUCUUUAACAUAAACUAGCCUUCGAAUUUCAGAAUGGAGCAAGCAAGAUCUUCCGGAAAUGAGGGACAAUCUUCCUUCAUUUUGAACAAGAAACCUAUUCCUGAAGUUACGUUGAUUGUUCAUGAACAGUCUCUGGAUAAGAGCGUUCUCGUGAGAAUAGUACAGGAAUGUCACACACCAUAUUUUUACCACAAGUUUAUUAUUGGGAACAUUGGCAAUUAUUCAAAGAAGUAUAUACUGAAAACAAUUUCAAAUUUUGUGUAUCCUGCCUCAUUUCGAGCUCUGCACUUCACCAUUUCCAAAAAUAAAGCUGUAUUUUUAUCUAGAAACUGUCAGGAACUUCUCCUCAAAAUAUGCAGUGAAAAGUUUAGGAUUGCUAAUCCAGAGUGCCCUGAGACACCAUUCAAGGUUAUAAUCCUAGCAAAUUUCAUAUUAUAUGAAGAAGUUGAAGUAGAGGAUAAUUCACAGAGUAUUAUAGAUGCAAUAACAAAACGAUUUAAUAGUGAAACAGAAACCAUGGAUCUCAAUGAAUUCAGUGAGGAUGAAGAUCUGAUAGACUAUUAUCCACUAUUUCAAAUCAAAAUUUUGUUGGCAGUCACAUCCAAGGUAGCUGAAUUUCUUCCCAAACAUUUGAAUUUACAGAAAAAUUGUAUCAGAGAUAUUUCUAAUCUACAUCCUUUGAAAGAUUUCAUUGAAUCAAUUGAUCUAUGUAAUAAUAUGAUAGAGGACAUUUCUGCCCUAAUGCCUUUGAUAAACUUCAAAACAUUGAAACAUUUGAGUUUAAGUGGAAAUCCGUUUUGUGAAAAAUAUUAUAAUUACAAUUAUGUAUUGGAUGUGAAAAGGUAUUGCCAAAGUCUAGAGAAAUUGGAUGGAUUUGAUAUAACAACCCCAGUGUUCCAAAAAAACCUUUUUUGCUCAGAUGAUGCAAUGGAUCUAGCAAAAAACUUCUUGGAGCACUAUUUCACAAUAUAUGAUUCUGGGAACAGACAAAAUCUGAUAGAUAUUUAUGCCAAAGAUGCCUUGUUUUCUGUAACAGCUAAAAUUGUACCCAAUCAAAGAAAUUCGUCAUCUACAAAGUUAGAGCAUUAUGGGCUAAGAAUACCAUUCACGAUAUAUGGGGCAACAGAAAUAGUAAAACUCUUCAAAACGUUUCCGAAGACUUACCACGAUCCGUACCCGUCUGUGUGCGAUGUAACACUUUUGACGGACACUCACGCUUCGUUGGUCGUCGGCGGCAUCUUCAAAGAAUUACAACAACUGCUGUCUUUCACCAGACACUUCAUUUUCAAACGUUCCGGCAACACGUUCCACAUCAUAAACGAACAGUUGCAUGUGAGUAACGCACUAGAUUUCCAAACAGGCUGGAGUUUCGGUUUUCCUAUGCAUCUGGCAUAUAGCGGGAACCCUUUGCCGUAUUUCCAGGAACAGUAUAGGCAGCUGGAAGAGACCGUUCAUGAGAUAACCACGAUGAAUUACGAGUAUUCGCAGAAAUAUCUGGAUUACUGCCAGUAUGACCUGAAGAAAACUCUGGAUCUCUUUUCGACGUUACACGUACGCGGUGACGUUCCUGAAAAUGCUUUCACACCAGAAAGUGCUGCGUCCAAACAACUCCAAAAAUCAGUCCCACCCUACCCAGAGAGAAUCAGGAAGAUGGCCUACAAGAAGCACAAGAGCAUCAACCUCAAGACUAUCUGGGAGAUCCUCCAAAGUGAGAGAACUCGAGAUGCAUCUGACAGUCCACCUACAACUGACCCUACCAUCCAGAAGAUAUAUCGAAACGUCAUCAUCCCCACCAUUGGCGAUGGCUUCAGUGCGCCUACCAAAUCUCUUCUACCCCUACAAGCUCCCAUUGAAGACAAAAAUAUCUCGCAGAAAGCCCCUAUCAAGCCGAUCUCCUUCAACAUUCCCGCUGUCGCCAAUCCCGCAAAGAUCAAACCAACCCAGAUGGUCAAGCCUGCAACCAAAGCCAAUGUGGAUCCCUUGGUUGAGCUAGCAGAAAAGAUGGCCAAGUACAAGGAAAUAGCAGCGAAAAAAGCAGCCGAGCUCAGCAAGAUUCCACUUCCCAGCAGUGGCCCAAGUCGGGUCAAUCAGACGGCGGCUUCUGUUCCUUCCAUGGUGCCCCCACCUCCAAGCAUCGUACCAGCUACAGCCCAGCUCAGCCAGAUCCCAGGUGCUGCUAUCCAUAGCAACCUUUUGAAUCCAGUCCCAGCUCCUCUUUUCACCCCAGCUACAACGAUGGAACAGCAUUUGGUGCCAAGCCAUAGAUUGCCACCUCCUUUGAUGCCUGCACAGUACCAGAUGCACUCGAACUUCCCCAUGCAGUAUCAGGUUCCUAUGCAGCAUCAGCUUCCUGUGCCCUAUAAUCCGAAUACACAUGUCCUGGUGCCGCAAGAUUCGGUUCAAGGUCGCCCCAAUUUGCAGAGCGUGCCCAGAGCUGUUUUCCCAAUAUCAGGGAAUGUGCAGCCCAACUACCAGAACGCUUUUCAAACUCCAAACCCCACAAUGGUGCCCAAUGUUCCGAGGCCAAGUGGACUUCCCAUGGUGCCUAAUCUAGGUGGCAUGGUUCCGCAGCCUGGGUUCCCUGUUCCAAGGUUUCCGGUGGUGCAAAGUCCAGUUGUCCCACAGCUGAAUCAGCCGAGGGUUUCGGUUCCAACUGCGUUUUCGAUGGUGCCAAGUCCAGUUGUUUCGCGGCCGAGGGUUACGGUUCCAAGGCCUACGCUGUUGCUUGAUCAGACUCUCGUCACGAAGCCAGUUUCAUCGUCUCAAGUUGCGUCGAAUGUGCAGCCGUCAGGUAUACCAGGACACAUUGAAAUCGGAGAGAAAAAUAAGACUGAUAAGGAAUCUGGUAGAUAUUUGACAGGAAAAUUGGAAAGUCGAUGGGAAGAAGGCAGACGUUUCAGUCGAAGCAAAAGUCGUAGCCGCUCACGUAGUAGAAACAGGCGUAGCCGAUCACGUGACCGAUAUAGACGUAGUAGAUCACACAGCAGAAAUAGACGUAGCCGCUCACGAAGCAAAGACAGGUCAAAGCGCAGCAAUUCUCUUAGCAGAGAUAGGACCAAGCGCAGCAAUUCUCGCAACAGGUUCAGACGUAGCCGCUCGCGUAGCAAAGACAGGUCAAAGCGCAGCAAUUCUCGUAGCAGAGAUAGGUCGAAGCGUAGCAAUUCUCGCAGCAGAAACAGACGUAGUCGCUCACGUAGCAAAGACAGGUCAAAGCGCGGCAAUUCUUGUAGCAGAGAUAGGUCGAAGCGCAGCAAUUCUCGCAACAGGAACAGACGUAGCCGUUCACGUAGCAAAAAGCGCAGCAAUUCUCGUAGCAGAGACACUUCGAAGCGUAGCAGUUCUCUCAGCAGAAACAGACGUAGCCGCUCGCGUAGCAAAGACAGGUCCAAGCGCGGCAAUUCUUGUAGCAAAGAUAGGCGAAAGCGCAGCAACUCUCGUGGCAGGAACGUGUCUAAACGUAGUCGUUCUCGUAGCAGAGAUAGGUCAAAACGUAGCCGUUCUCGUAGCAUUGACAAGUCGAGGCGUAGCAGGUCUCGUAGCAGGAAUGCUAAAUCUAGAAGGAAUGAUAGCAAAGCGGCUACAAUUAUAAGUCCUGCUGAACCUGAGAAUGCGAAUGAAGUCUCUGGAGUUAAGAGUAAGGUGACGACGGUUGGUAGUACACCAAGAAAUCGUUCACAGGAUGCAAAAAGAAAGAGUCCUGGGUCUGAGAAAAGGAAUGAAAGCACUGUUAGCAGUAAGAUCGUGGUGACUUCCAAUAUUAGUUCUCCAAGAGUGACCAUUGCUUCCAAAAUUGCGAAAAUUAAAGAAGUUCUAGGCAAAAUAUCCGACAUUCAAGAAACUAGGCAAGAACAAGCAGCUAAUGAAGCUGCUAGCAAGAAGAAUACAGGAAAAGUAAUAGUGGAUAAUAAGAAUAAAAAAGGAGGUGCAAAAAUGACUAAAGAUUCAAAUCAAGGUUUCAAAUCUAAGUGGGAUAAGGGACCUCAACCUGAAACGACAGGAUCUGGGUCACUUAUAAUUGAAAGAUCAGCUUCAGGCGCAGUUGUGAAAAUAUCAACGGCGAAAAAUGCUCCAGGUAGUGGUCCGCCAGUAUCUUUCAAUAGUGGGACUCCUGAUACAGUAGAUACUGGUGACGAUGAAACAGCAAUGUUAGCUCUUGCUCUGUUGGAGCGAAAACGUCAAUUGGAUUUUGAAAUUCAACGGGGAUUCGAGAAGAUAAAGGAACUCGAGAAACUACGUAGCUCUACUAAUCCAAAAGAUACUUCAAAGGAUGAUAUCGCUAAUGAAGUCUGUUCUACCAAGGAAGAUGCUUCUGUUCAAGAAAAAGUGACUGCUGAAGAAAACACUCCAAUAAAAUCAGUUGACGAGAAUUCCGAUGAAAUAACUGUCAAAGAUAUUGAAAGGCCUGAAGAAUCUCCUGCUAACAAAGGAGAAGUUGAUGUUGUUCCACCUUCUGAUAAUUCUAAUAAAAUAGAAGAUUGUGUAUCUGCAAAAUCUGAAGGAACUUCCGAUGUUGGUGAAAAAUUAGAUCAAGGAAAAAGUUCUGUUGACAAUUCAAAUCGAUCUAAUGAUGAAUCUAAUGAAAAAGGAAAUGACAUUGCUCCUAAGACGGCGAUAGGAGAAACUAAUGUGAACAUAGAAAAAAUCGGGGUAACUGUAAAAGACUCUACCAAACACAUAAUUGAAGCAGAUGUGAUUAAGCCACCGAAUCAAGAUGAGCUCAAACCGACAGAAAUUCUACUUGUAGAAACGGAAUUGAAACUUGACAGUAUUCCUGUAGAAAAUACAUCUGAAAAAGAGAUAAAGUCACCAAAUGAAAGUGUUGCAAAAAUCAAACCUAUGGAAAAAGAAUCAGUGAAACAUGAAGACAGUUUAAUGAAGCCAACCAAUCAAAAUGAAUCCAAACCUCUAGAUGUUCUUAUGACAAAAACUCAUUUAGUUGAUAAUUCAGAUGCAGAGACUUGUUCUAGCAUUUUGACGCCAAAAUCUGAAGAUGUUCCUAAGGUUGAAGGAAAAAUAAUGCUAGGAAAACCACAUUCUGAUGAAUCUAAUGCAAAGUCAGGAGAUAUAUCAUCUAAGAGGGUAGUAGAAGAGACUAAUAUAGUCACUGAGAAAAAAUCCAUGGUACAAUUAGAUAAGCAUAAACUGUCAGAAAUGUCGAUUAUUAAAGAAGAGUUGAAGCUAGAGAAUGUUUCUGUCAAAAGUACAUGUGAAAAUUUGUUACAGUCAACUGACAAUGUGACUUUGAAGUCUGAAACAAUCGAACUCACUGAAAAAGAAUCUAUAAAGCAUGAGCAAAAAGUGAUGAAGCCAACAAAUCAAAAUGAGUCUCUCAAAGUUCCUAUAAUAAAAACAGAUUUGGCUGACAAUUCCAAUGCAGAGACUAGUUCCACAUUCCUGAAACCAAAAUCUGAUGGAAUUCCCAAAGUUGAUGAAAAAUCAAUGAUAAAAAUACCAAAUUCUGAUGAUUCUACUGAAAAAGAAUCCACUGAACUUGAAAUUUCGAUACCUUCAACCAACAAACGUGUGAAACUUGAAAAAUUACAAAAAACUGAAGAAGUUAAACAUGAAGAAAAUUGGGUUAAGCCAACCAAUCAACCUGAAACAAUGACAGUUUCAGCUGACAAUCCUAAUACAGAGACUAGUAAUAUCAUGGUAGAGAUUCCUAAAUCUAAAGAUGAGUUACCUGAAAAGGAAAAAAAUGCAUCUACUGAAACUACAGUUGAAGAGACUAACGCAAACAGAAAAAUCGAUGGCUCACGAAAUGAAUGCAUCAAACAAGACGUUGUUGUUACAGUCACACCAACUGAUAUAGAAAAGUCUCAAUCCAAUAAUAUUGUAGAGAUUCCGGAACUUAAUGAAAUUUCUAAGGAUACAGAAGUUGAUACAAAAAUAAUGGCAGAAAAUAUUCCAGUGGGAAAUAAGCCACCAAAUACAAAGGAGCUUAUUUCAUCAACAGACAAAGAUGAACAUGGCAAAACAGAUUCUAAAAAAGUAACAAUAUCUAUAGAAAACAAGCCCACUGAAGAGGAAACUACAACAAAGACAAAGAUUCAAGAGAGUGAUCAGCAGAAAGUUCCUGUAGAAGCACCAGGCAUUAAAGAAAUUGAUAGCAAAAAUGCUCUUUCUGUAUCUGAGAAAGUCACAGACUCAUCUGAAACUACUCCCGAUGAAGUUUCAAUUGAAGAACAUAAUGUAGUUACAUCUUCCAUUGGACAAAGUAGUAUUGAAGUUGUUCAAACUUCAGAAAUUAGAGAAGAUCAAGGGCAGAAAACUGACGACCCAAUCAAAGUUACUACAAAAAGCACUGGGAAAGAGGAAACAUCCAUUGAAGAUACUCCAAGUAUUACAAAAAGUCAUGAUGGUGUUGAUAAUACAGAUGAAAGCAGUAAAACAGUGAAUACUUCAAAAAGUCAUGGUCCAGUAGCGAUCAUAAUGGACAAAACAGAAAACCUCGAAACUCCAAGUAGAGAAAAUAUUGCCACAGUAACCGAUACUGAUGAAUUUCCAAAGGAAAAUAUAUCUCUUGAAUCGAUUAAAUCAGCCGAUGUGGAUAAACCUGAUAUGGAAGAUGAUUUAUUCAGAUGUCCAAAACAAGCGAUUGAAGCGAAUAUUAUUCCAAAACCAACAGAUACUGAUGAAAUAAUUCGAGAAACGACAUCAGAAGUUCAACCAUGUGAUAAUAACGAAGACAAUGUAACUGAAAAUAUUCUGGCCCAAGUCUCAAAUGAAGAAGAUAAGAAGACAGAAGAUAUGAAAGAAGAAAAGUCAUUGGAUAAGGAAGCAACCAAAGAUCAAUUAGGUGAAGUAGUAACAAGUAGAAGUAGCAGAAAGAAAUCUGCUGAUGAAUCAACUUAUGCAUUCAGAUGUCCAAACCAAGCGAUUGAAGCGAAUAUUACUCCAAAACCAACAGAUACUGAUGAAAUAAUUCGAGAAACGACAUCAGAAGUUCAACCAUGUGAUAAUGACGAAGACAAUGUAACUGAAAAUAGUCUCGCCCAAUCCUCAAAUGAAGAAGACAAGAAGACAGAAGAUAUGAAAGAUGAAAAGUCAUUGGAUGAGGAAGCAACCAAAGAUCAAUUAGAUGAAGUAGUAACAAGUAGAAGUAGCAGAAAGAAAUCUGCUGAUGAAUCAACUUAUGCUAUUGAAAAAAUUGUACAGUUGGCUGGAAUAUCUAAUCCAGAACCAAUUUUAGCUGCAGCUAUGGACAUACCCAUUACUAAUGACGUUGAGAUAGACGAUACUACAAAAGUUAUUGAGAAAAUCACUGAAACCAGUACCAAUACUGUAAAUGAACAGUUAAUGGAUAAUUUAAAUUCAUCAAGUAAGAUAAACAAGAAAAUUGUUGAUGAAACUACUAAUGAGAGUAAAAAAAUGCCCGAUGAAAGACAACAUGUUGAUUCUACUGAAUUGAAAACUACCACUUCAGAUACAUCUGCAGAAGAUAUGGAGCAAGACAGUGAAAGUAAAAAACUUGCAGCUGAUUACAGUAAAAAAUUGAUUGUGCUCUUGAAAAAUGUAGCAAGUGAUCCUAGAACAGCCGAAAAAAGAAUACCUCAUGAAACAUUAGGAACAAAAGAAGCCCAGGUCCACCAACCCAAGCCACCAACCAGUAUUCAAAAAUCUCUUGAGGAAAAUAAUGAUUCAGACAAUGAGAAAGCAUUCAUAAAUAAAAAUGAACCAGCACAAUUUCAAGAGAGCAGUGAAGAACCUAUCUUCAUACCUAAAAAAAUACCAUUAGUCCUAGUUGACAGUUCUGAUGAAGAAUCAAAUAAAACUGAUGAGGAAGUUGAAGAGGAAGAAACAUUUCCAAUAACUGAAGGUUUAACUGUCAUUGACGAAAUUCAGUCAAAUGACAAUGAUGAAAAUGUUACCACCACCAGAGAAGUUGUCAAGACAAUAAGGAUAGACAGUCCCAUUCUCUUGACUAUUAGCUCAGAUGAAGAGGAUAAUACUAGUCAGGACAAAAUAAUUUUCAUUGAUGAAGAUUCAGAUCAAGAAAUUGAAUAUGUUGGUCUCAAAGAUAUUUUAUAGAUUUUGAAGAUUAGGAAAUCAAAAUUAAGAAUUGUAGAAUACUUGUUAAGUUGUUUCAUGUUUUUUUUUUAUUUCUUGAAAAGUGUGAAUGAAACUGGACCUAUUUGUAAGAGUUAUAGAGCACUUUGAGUUAUAUAUUAAAACUAUUACUUUAUUU
This is a messenger RNA of Phaedon cochleariae (mustard beetle), 8306 nucleotides long. The record is from the annotation of a GenBank genome assembly. Lineage: Eukaryota; Metazoa; Arthropoda; Insecta; Coleoptera; Chrysomelidae.